Molecule: messenger RNA, 2217 nt
Organism: Plasmopara halstedii
Lineage: Eukaryota; Oomycota; Peronosporomycetes; Peronosporales; Peronosporaceae
Exons: 2
Coding region: 1-2217 (738 amino acids)
Source: RefSeq, a predicted model, not a curated record
AUGCCAGUUGACCAGCGCUCUCAGCAGUUCGGAGCCUCAGCCGCUGCGUGCCAUCCAGCAGUUCCAGCCUCAACGACCACGCAAACCUCCGCGGAUUCUUCGUGCGUGGGAACACCCAGCGUCCAGCCAUCCUGCGCGAGCCCUGGCGCCUCUCAAGUUGCUAACGUUCAGCUAGCCCAAGACACGGAGCCUGUCGCGCAAGCUUUGAGCGAGGGGAGUGGAGAAGAGUACGAGGAGCUGGACAGCGAAGAGCCUAGCAAUAGUGGAGACGAGGACUGGAGCUAUGAUGAAGGUGCAGUGGAGGAAGAGCAGUUGACUGGAGAGAGCGCAGAAAGCGCUACUGAGGGUGAUGACCAGGAGGACAUUAGUAUCAAUUUGACUGACGUCGACGUUCUGCAGUGCGUAACGACACUAAUUCGCGAGGACGAGUGCGACAAAGGUUGCCUCGACGGGAAGGUUGUCGAGUUGGAGUGGCUUGUUUGCUCGCUGGAUCAGCUAACAAAGACGGAGAAAACAACUUGCAUUCUAACUCUCCUCGGGGUUCUGAUGCAGACCGACACGGUUGAACGGCGCCGUGGCAGCGGGGCGCGCGACAAAUUCCACUACUAUUUGCCGUUUGUUGGAAAGGUGUGCCGCCCUUCGUUUGCUCGCUGUCUUGGGGUACAGCCCCUCACCCUGCAGCGCUACAAAAGGCGCGUGCGAGAAGGAAACAUCGCACCUAAACCACAUGGCAACAAGCUCAACAAGAAUGCAGCCAAGGUGGAUUUGGUAUGGUUAGUGAAGUGGUUUAAGUGUUUUGCCGACGAGGUGGGGGAGGUGGUCCCUGUUAGGGUGCGCAUGCAAAAGACUAAGGACGGAGUGGUCAAGAAGUACUAUUCUCGCGAGGACUACACCCUUAUUCCUGCCACUUUUACCUGGGACCGCCUCUUCGAUGAGAUGCACAAGUACGUGAGUCUCGGUCUGCGUGUCCAAGAACCAGCACCCUCGACGUUUCGGAAACUGCUAUCUCUGCACUGCCCCACAAUAAAAAUUCGAGCUUCGCAGUCAAACGUGUGCGACAUGUGCUCCAUUUACCAGACGCGCAUGCGUCGUGGAGCCACUGCUGAGCAAACGGAAGAACUUGGGCAGCAUACUGAGUCAGCACGGCGAAUGAGGCGUGAAUACAAGAAGGAUAAAGCCGCUAUUCGGGCAGUCGAUGGCAGCAACAACAAUACUGCGGUGUUUGUCAUGGACUUUUCACAAAACUUGACGAUUCCGUCCGUAACAUCCACGCCGUCGCAGUGGUACUUCUGUUCGCUGCUGUCAGUGAGUCUAUUCGGCAUUUUUUACGAAAAUACUGGAACGCAAACCAAUUAUCUGUACGACGAGUUCACCAGCGGCAAAGGUAGCGACCAGAUAAAUUCCAUGCUGCAGCACUUUAUCGAUACUGUGCUGCUUCCUGCAGGCAAAAAGCGUCUCGUGGUGUAUGCCGACAACUGUUCCGGUCAAAAUAAGAACAAUUUUGUGAUCAAGUUCUUCUUGGCACAAGUGCAGAUAGGCGUCUUUGAACGGAUUGACUACAAGUUUUUCGUCAAGGGGCACACGAAGAACUCUUGUGACCGUGGAUUCGGCCACAUUCGAAAGCACGUGGGGAGGUCUGACUGCUGGACGAUGGAUCAAAUUAUUGCCGCUGUCAAAGACUCAGCUACGUCCAACACCACUGUGCGCAUUUCCCGAGAAGAUUCUUUCUUCAAGAGCUACAAACCUAUAAUGAGUGAGCUGUAUAAAACGUUGGUCGGUGUCCAGCAGUACCAACUAUUUAGCAUGGAAGAAGGCAAGCCUGGUGUAGUUGAAUGUAGGAAGGGCCCGGACGACGAACCAGUUGAGCAGGAUCUACGACGGAAAAUCGACGAUGUAUUGACAGACAGCGUCAAAGUGAAUCGCAUGAUGGACCAUUUUGUGGAAAAGUUAAGCCCUCCGCCACCCAACGCCGAGAAAAUGGCGGACCUAUACAACAAGAUCCGCCCAUACGUGCCAGAAGAGUAUCAGGAGGAUUCGGUUUACGCGGCUCCAAGUAGACAGCAAGGGGACGAUGCAAAGGCUGCGAAACAAGCUCGUAGAGAGCACCGUACGGCCAUGGCUAUUGCUGCAAAGAAGAACUUCGAUCAACGAGGGAGAGACCCAAGCCCCGCACCGAAGAAACGAAAGCGAAACAACUCUGAGACGGCCGUUGUUUAG